GGCCGCUGUGGCUUCAGGGGUUAUCCAUCAGUACUGUACAGGUAGAGAAGAAGUGUGUCAACAUGUGUGACAUUCCUUCAAUCUUUCCAGGGUCGCAGAGAAUACCAUGUCUUCUUUUUGAUUUUGAUAUGUAAAAACAAACUUUAGAUACAUAAUGUUGGGGGGUUAAAUUGUAAACCCUCCCCUGGUAUGCUACAUUUGGUUGAGUCUAGAGAUCCAGCAGAUCCAAGAUGGCGUACUGAGCAGCUAUGUGCUGAAGUUCACUUUUAACUCCAAACGCUGAAGCUCGUUAUCCUCCGUUUCUUUUGUUGGAUUGUUGUCUGUUGAGAAAGAAUACUGGGGUCUUCCAGAUUUGGAUUAAAACAUUUUCGGAUCUGCAGUGUUUUCUAGGUUACUUUUUUCUGGGAUGUACAGGGUAGGUGGCCUGGGGGGGCUCAGCCCCGAAACACAGACCACCAGCACAGAUAAUUUCACUGCUGAAAGACUACACAAGCCUCUACAGAUGGACACAUCCACGUGUAGAGACUCCUGCACAGCUGCAUGAAAGAGAGAACUGACCAAGCAGCAAAGUUGGACCUGCAACUGAGACGGAGAUCACCUGUGUUGGUCUUAGCGUUUAUUGUGCCAAUGUCAAUUUCUAUUUCUAUUUCUAUUUACGAUCCCCUAAUAUUGACAUUCCAUUAAACGGAUAAUCCUCUAUCCUCCCCUAUUCCAUUCAAUGAUUGGAGAGUAUAUUUUGCGCUAGCUAGAAGUGGAGAGCAGGUAAUGGAUGAUGCUGGCCAUGGUGACCUAGUGUAAAUGGCUAUUCCUCAGCACAGUUCAGUGCCAGUCUCUACUGCUCAAUCUUCCUCCUCCACUCCCCCCUCCUCUCCCCCCUACUCCACCUCUCUGCUCUCCUUCCUUGUUCACUGCUGCUGCUUGUUGCCCAGUCCUGCCUCUCCCCUCCAACACCAUGGUAGGUGCAGGCUUGGGUGUGUGGAAGCUAAUGAGAGGUGUCCGCCAGCUGGAGCUUCACCGCCUUAUCCUGGCACUUAUCAUCUUCUGCUUACUGUCUAUGGCCUUCCUAGCUUACUAUGUUUCCAACAGCCCCAAAAUCAAGGAGGCCCCCCCUUUACCCUUCAGUGACUGUGGUGGAGGAGGUGGUAUGUCACCAGGAGCGAGUACUGGGGCUGCUGGAGAAGGUCCAGGUAUCCAGAGGGCACCGCUUUUCCUUCCGCAGCGCCAGGGUCGACUACGACAGGUAAAGGCGGUGGACCAUUCCAGGACAGAACCCGUAGUGCUGGUGUUUGUAGAGAGCAUCUACUCCCAGCUGGGCCAGGAGAUUGUAGCCAUAUUAGAGUCUAGCCGCUUCCACUACCGGACAGAAAUAGCUCCUGGUAAAGGAGACAUGCCCACAUUGACGGAGCAUAACCGUGGGCGAUACACACUGAUCAUCUAUGAAAAUGUGUUGAAAUAUGUCAAUCUGGAUGCAUGGAACCGUGACUUGCUGGACAAGUACUGUGCAGAGUAUGGAGUAGGUGUCAUUGGCUUUUUUAAAGCUAAUGAAAACUCUCUUCUCAGUGCACAGCUCAAAGGUUUCCCCCUCUUUCUUCACUCACACCUGGGACUCAGGGACUAUCGCAUCAACCCCAAUGCUCCUCUACUCUACAUCACCAAGCCCAACCAGGUGGAGCAGGGUUCCUUACCAGGGGAUGACUGGACCAUUUUCCAGUCCAACCACUCGACCUAUGAACCAGUGCUUCUGGCCAGCACCAAGUCCUCUGAGGCACUGACACAUUUUGGACCCAGCCCCUUGCGGGCCCUCCACGCCACAGUAGUCCAGGACUUGGGGCUCCACGAUGGCAUUCAAAGAGUUCUCUUUGGGAACAAUCUCAACUAUUGGCUUCACAAGCUGGUGUUUGUAGACUCCAUUGCCUACCUGACGGGUAAGAGGCUGUGUUUGUCCUUGGACCGCCACAUCCUAGUGGACGUGGAUGAUAUAUUCGUUGGCAAGGAGGGAACCCGUAUGAAGGUGUCGGACGUGGAGGCGUUGCUCAACACUCAAAACAAGCUGAGAGCACUGGUCCCUAAUUUCACCUUCAAUUUGGGAUUUUCUGGAAAGUUCUAUCACACAGGUACUGAUGAAGAGGAUCGGGGAGAUGACAUGCUGCUGCAACACAGGAUGGACUUCUGGUGGUUUCCUCACAUGUGGAGCCACAUGCAGCCUCACCUUUUUCACAACGUCAGUGUCCUGGCUGAGCAGAUGAGGCUCAACAAGAUCUUUGCCCAGGAGCAUGGCAUCCCAACAGAUAUGGGCUAUGCAGUGGCUCCGCACCACUCUGGGGUUUACCCAGUUCACAGCCAGCUCUAUGAGGCCUGGAAGUCUGUGUGGGGCAUCAAGGUGACCAGCACUGAGGAAUACCCUCACCUGAGGCCAGCUCGAUACCGCCGCGGCUUUAUCCACAAUGGGAUCCAGGUCAGUCCAGAGGCCACUUGCAUUGCAGUAAUGUUCCCACUGGUCAACCUUUCUCCACACUGA
Molecule: messenger RNA, 2518 nt
Organism: Cottoperca gobio
Lineage: Eukaryota; Metazoa; Chordata; Actinopteri; Perciformes; Bovichtidae
Product: bifunctional heparan sulfate N-deacetylase/N-sulfotransferase 2-like
Exons: 6
Coding region: 953-2518 (521 amino acids)
Molecular function (GO): hydrolase activity; heparan sulfate N-sulfotransferase activity
Source: RefSeq, a predicted model, not a curated record